This is a messenger RNA of Anarrhichthys ocellatus (wolf-eel), 3128 nucleotides long. RefSeq names its product Golgi SNAP receptor complex member 1-like. The record is from RefSeq and is a predicted model, not a curated record. Gene Ontology annotation, cellular component: SNARE complex; Golgi medial cisterna; cis-Golgi network. Gene Ontology annotation, biological process: endoplasmic reticulum to Golgi vesicle-mediated transport; vesicle fusion; inter-Golgi cisterna vesicle-mediated transport. The transcript has 8 exons. NCBI's taxonomy places the organism in Eukaryota, Metazoa, Chordata, Actinopteri, Perciformes, Anarhichadidae. Gene Ontology annotation, molecular function: SNAP receptor activity. Bases 734 to 1639 code for a protein of 301 amino acids.
UUGUUCCAGCAUCUGAUUUAAAACUGUCCGUGUGUCCAUCUUUUAUUGUUCUUCACCGAUUUAAAUUAAAAGCGUUAAAUAUGUUCUGUGAGACGUUACGUAACCGUCUUUAUAUCACCGCUGAUAUAAAGAUAUAUGUAGCUGAUUACAAGCUAACAUGUUAGCAUGUUGGACGUCGAACUUAAAAAGUUAACGCUAUUAGCCGUUGUCAAUAAUCAACAAUCACACUGCGAUCUUAAGUGUAGCUUCUCCUUUUAGCUGAGUUAAACUGUUCAGUUUGUUUAACUUUAGUUGACAGUUUGACUCUCUGCUACCUGUUUACAUGAAAAAGUUAAGUGUUAACAGUAGAAAAACAAACAAUGUGAACUUUCAAGUCAUUGUUUUGUUUUUACUUCUUGAUCUUUAACCCAGCAGAGAUGUUUGCAUCUGUUGUCAUUCGUUUUUGAUCAUUAAAUCUAUUAACUCAUUAAAAAAAACACUGUUCACCACUGCUUUCAUGUUCUAAUUGGGGGACUGUCACACGAGCUGGAGCGUUAAUCCUCCUGCAAAGCAAGGUAAAUGAGUGAAGAUUCAAUCCUUUGUUUUAUAGUUUCUAAAAUAGUUUUAAUAAGUUCAACACCUUUACUGAAAAGUGAGAGUGUCCCUUUGACUACAGCAUUGUGGCCCCAAUGCUGUAAAUUCAUUUCUGGGUCAAAUACUCAAGCCCAUGUAUUGUUUGCCAUCUUAAAAACACAUGCCAUUCCUUGUUCAUACACCUUAUGGCCCUGCAAACCAAAUACCAACAGUGUCAACGUCAAGCCUCAGCAUCUGUCUGCUGUGUGGAGUGAUUUUGUUUAUGGUGCCUAUAGGAUGCCUUCUAUCUUGUCUCCUCGUUGCCUUCAUGCCUUACUCUUUUCUUCUUCUUCUUGUUCCUCGGUCUCCUCACUCAGAUUUGCGUAAACAGGCCCGACAGCUGGAAAAUGAGCUGGACCUCAAGCUGGUCUCCUUCAGUAAGCUCUGCACCAGCUACAGCAGCAGCAGCAGCCGGGACCAGCGGACGAGAGACAGCAGGUCUGAUUCUGUCGGCUCAUCUCACGACAACAUGCUCGUGGCCAUGACCACUGAGCUGGAGCAGCUGUUGGCCGGUCUUACUGCAGUCAAUGACAAGAUGGCAGAAUACACGAACACUCCGGGGGCUUCAUCGCAUAACGCAGCGUUGAUGCACACCUUACAGAGACACAGAGACAUCUUACAGGACUAUACUCUUGAGUUCCAUAAAACCAAAAGCAACUUCUUCAGCCUGCGAGAGCGAGAGGAUCUGCUAGGCUCUGUUCACAGAGACAUUGAGUCCUACAAGAGCAGCGCAGGAGUGAACAACAGAAGGACUGAGCUCAUCCUGAAGGAACAUGAACAUCUCAGAAACUCAGAUAGUCUUAUUGACAACGCAAUAAGCAUCGCCAUAGCUACCAAAGAGAACAUCACAUUUCAGCGUGGGAUCUUGAAGUCCAUCCAAACCAGGGUCACAACUUUGGCCAAUCGUUUCCCCGCCAUCAACGGUCUCAUCCAGAAAAUCAAUUUGCGCAAGAGGCGGGACUCUUUAGUUCUAGGCGGGGUGAUCGGCGUCUGCACCAUACUCCUGUUGCUCUACACUUUCCACUGAUUCCUUUACUUUCAUCAGGAAAAAAAGAACCAAAUAUAUUCAUUGUAUCUCAAGACUUAAUAUUCUAAUUUACUCUCCUUAAAAAACUGUUUAAAGAGUGAAGAAAGUAUUUUAUUUUGAAAAGAAAUGUAUGUCACAUAAAUGAAAUGAUUUGAACUGACUGGAGAGUUUAUUUAUUUUCUGAUUUAUGAUAAAGUUUCCAUCUUUGGUGUUGUAUAUUGCUGGUUAUAUCCUAUUCUAAUGUUUCACUCUUUAUAAAAAUCUUUGUGAAGUUUGUUAACUGUUGACGUCACACUUCUUUAUAUCGUGUCGGCGGCGCCUAAUAAAAUAAAGGUGAUGAGCUCACUGUCAAGUUUGUCAUGCUCAUUCAAGUUUAUUUCUGACAUGCAGAACUAUGGCACAGUAAACCAGUCAUACAGUAUAAAUGUAUAAACAUCAACAUCAGAGUGCCAAGAGCAGUGCAUACAGGGAGAACGACCCCAUUCAUAUCUUGCAGUAUAUUGUAAACGUAAUGAGAUUUAGAGAUCCAGGCAGUUCAGGAGAGUCCGAUCAGUUUAUCAUGGUAGCACGCAAAGCAAGAUAUCACUAUGACUGCAGCAGGGCGUUGUUCAGAUAAUCGUACGGGAGUUUUAAACUUGAUGUAAACAGUGUAUGAAAUCAGUAUAUACAUCUUCCCACAGUCCGUACUUUAGAUGCAAAUGUUAAGAGAAACAGGGCAGGCAGUGGCGGCAUUACAGAAUAGAGGUGCACUGAUGCCUUUUGUUUUUGUCUGACCACAAGAGGGUUUACUGAUUUAUCUUCACAUCACGUACUUACUAUAUGUGUCGGUUUUUUUUAAGUGAUGUAUCUUUUUUUUUUUUUUUUUUCUUUCCGUCUUUAGGAAAUCCUCUUAUCUAAUGAUGUCUUUUUUAUAAUAAGCAAAUGACAGUGCCGUCCAGUUGUCUGUGUGUCAGGCAGGUGUGUACCAUUUUAGUUUGGACUAUUAGUUACACUUUCUCCUCAGCAUGUGCUGUCUGACGAUCCGACACUAUGUGCAGCCUUCAUUUUCCUUCCUUUCUUCCUGAGUUUGUGGGGUUAUUGGAAAUGAGUGUUGCCGGGAAAAAGAGAAACAACCUGCGACUUCUUUCCUUUCCUUCUUUUCUUUGGUCCAUAGCAGAAAAAAAGCAAUACGGUGUACACUAGAGUCUCUUCAGCUUUUUUUGCUGUUUCAUCCUCAAAACGACAUUCAUCCACCUCUCUUCUGUGCAAAUUUGAGAAGUGAAAUGCCAGUCCUUCCCAUCCCACAGUUCACUUUUGGGUCUCUUAGAAUCAGAAAAAAAGACACAUUAAGUUACACAUCUUUCCACUAUUGAUGAGUUUGAUGUGUGUGUGUUUCUUUCAUACCUAUUGUAAACACGAUGAAGAUGAUGACAGCCACACCCAGCAGCAUCGCCAGACAGCUGAGCAGCAUAGACAGACGCCCAUACUUCCUUGCUCCUUCAAUAUCUCC